AUGGUUGAUACCCUUGCAGCCUUCCUGGGAGCCUCGCCCUGCAGGCCCAGCCCUGGCCCCGGAGCCCGGCCCCGCCCGCAACCCAACCGCGCCUGGGCGCGCGAGCGCCGGGGAGCCGCAGCCGCCGGGCUGCCAGUCGGAGCCCACGGCCCAGGGGCGGGGGCGGCGGCCGCUUUCCGCGAGCAGGCUGCGCUCCGCUCGGCAACGGUCCGGCUCUCGGGAGCUGCGGACAAAGUGGCUUGGGAUUGGUCUCGUGUGAAACCAGCCUUGGGUUCAAGAUUGGCAUCCCCUGCCCUCACUAGGGCUGCUGGCUGGCCCAGGCUGGAUGUCCCCAAUGCCUGCCUGACCCUCUUUGUAUCCCCCACAGUGAACUUCUUCCUCAGUGGGAGGCUUGGCAGCGCAGUGCCCGCCAUAGCUGCCUGCAGUGGGAAGCUGGAGCAGCACACAGAACGGCGCGGAGUCAUCUAUAGCCCGGCUUGGCCCCUCAACUACCCGCCGGGCACCAACUGCAGCUGGUACAUCCAGGGUGACCGCGGGGACAUGAUCACCAUCAGCUUCCGCAACUUUGAUGUGGAGGAGUCCCACCAAUGCUCCCUGGACUGGCUCAUGCUGGGCCCUGCAGCCCCACCCCGCCAGGAGGCUUUCCGGCUCUGCGGCUCCGCCAUCCCGCCCGCCUUCAUCUCAGCCCGCGACCACGUCUGGAUCUUCUUCCAUUCGGACGCCUCCAGCUCUGGCCAGGCACAAGGCUUCCGGCUCUCCUACAUCCGAGGGAAGCUGGGUCAGGCGGCCUGCCGGGCUGACGAGUUCCGCUGUGACAAUGGCAAGUGCUUGCCGGGCCCGUGGCAGUGUAACACUGUGGAUGAAUGUGGGGAUGGCUCCGACGAGGGCAACUGCUCAGCCCCGGCCUCAGAGCCGCCAGGCAGCCUGUGCCCCGGUGGCACCUUCCCCUGCAGCGGGGCGCGCUCCACGCGCUGCCUGCCGGUGGAGCGGCGCUGCGACGGCUCGCAGGACUGCGGGGACGGCUCAGACGAGGCUGGCUGCCCGGAUCUGGCGUGCGGCCGGCGGCUGGGCAGCUUCUACGGCUCCUUUGCUUCCCCAGACCUGUUCAGUGCCGCCCGGGGGCCCUCAGACCUGCACUGCACGUGGCUGGUGGACACACAGGACCCGCGGCGCGUGCUGUUGCAGCUAGAGCUGCGGCUGGGCUAUGACGACUAUGUGCAGGUGUACGAAGGGCUGGGCGAGCGCGGGGACCGCCUGCUGCAGACACUGUCCUACCGCAGUAACCACCGGCCGGUCAGCCUUGAGGCUGCGCAGGGCCGCCUCACUGUGGCCUACCAUGCGCGCGCCCGCAGCGCAGGCCACGGCUUCAACGCCACCUACCAGGUAAAGGGCUACUGCCUCCCCUGGGAGCAGCCAUGUGGCAGCAGCAGCAGCAGCAGCAGCAGCAGCAGCAGCAGCAGCAGCAGCAGCAGUGAGGGGGACGCAGGAGAGGCGGGGGACCAGGGCUGCUUCUCGGAGGCCCAGCGCUGUGACGGCUGGUGGCACUGUGCCAGUGGCCGCGAUGAACAGGGCUGCCCAGCCUGCCCGCCGGACCAGUAUCCCUGCGAGGGCGGCAGCGGCCUGUGCUACACGCCCGCCGACCGUUGUAACAACCAGAAAACCUGCCCUGAUGGCGCCGACGAGAAGAACUGCUUCUCCUGCCAGCCUGGCACCUUCCACUGCGGCACCAACCUAUGCAUCUUUGAGACAUGGCGCUGUGACGGCCAGGAGGACUGCCAGGAUGGUAGCGACGAGCACGGCUGCCUAGCUGCCGUGCCCCGCAAGGUCAUCACCGCAGCCCUCAUCGGCAGCCUGGUCUGCGGCCUGCUGCUUGUCAUCGCGCUGGGCUGCGCCUUCAAGCUCUACUCCCUGCGCACGCAGGAGUACAGGGCCUUUGAGACGCAGAUGACGCGCCUGGAGGCGGAGUUUGUGCGGCGGGAGGCACCCCCCUCCUACGGCCAGCUCAUUGCGCAGGGCCUUAUUCCCCCGGUGGAGGACUUCCCUGUCUACAGCGCAUCACAGGCUUCAGUGCUGCAGAACCUCCGCACGGCCAUGCGCAGACAGAUGCGCCGGCACGCCUCCCGCCGCGGCCCCUCCCGCCGCCACCUCGGCCGCCUCUGGAACAGGCUCUUUCACCGCCCUCGGGCGCCUCGCGGCCAGAUCCCGCUACUCAGCGCCGCCCGCACCUCACAGACAGUGCUGGGCAAUGGGCUCCUCCAGCCCGCUCCGGGUGCUGCCCCGGACCCCUCGGCAACCCGAGUGGGCACAGGCAGUCCUGUGGCGACAGGCGACGGGCUCCCUAGUGCCACCGGCCAGGCAUCUGAGGUGGGGCCUUCCAUGCCACCGUCACCCCCAGGCUAUCAGGACGCCGAGUGCAGGCCCACGGAUAAGGACAGAGAGGCCUGCAGGGACCCUCCGGUGGACAGUCCAGCCUCUGUGGACACGCCUUGGCAACCCUGCCCCACCCAGGACCCGCACCCCUCGGCCCCCAUUGCCAGCAGCACCCUUGGCCCUCAGCUACCAGAGUCGCUUGGCACCUGCAGGAGCCCCCCGCCACCCUGCUCCCCCAUAUUGGAGGCCAGUGACGAUGAGGCCCUGCUGGUCUGCUGACACGCUGGACACGCUGAUGACCGCCACCGCCCCGCUUUGUAACCAGGGAAUACACAGUGAUUUCUACCAUG
Messenger RNA from Echinops telfairi (small Madagascar hedgehog), 2720 nucleotides. RefSeq names its product LDL receptor related protein 3 (gene LRP3). NCBI's taxonomy places the organism in Eukaryota, Metazoa, Chordata, Mammalia, Afrosoricida, Tenrecidae. The transcript has 9 exons. The coding region runs from base 1 to 2649 and encodes 882 amino acids. The record is from RefSeq and is a predicted model, not a curated record. Gene Ontology annotation, molecular function: protein binding. Gene Ontology annotation, cellular component: plasma membrane.